Molecule: messenger RNA, 1269 nt
Organism: Arachis duranensis
Lineage: Eukaryota; Viridiplantae; Streptophyta; Magnoliopsida; Fabales; Fabaceae
Exons: 5
Coding region: 1-1269 (422 amino acids)
Source: RefSeq, a predicted model, not a curated record
AUGCAUGUGGUUACUGAUAAUGCUGCAAAUUAUGUAUCUGCUGGAAAACUCAUUCAUGAAAAGUAUCCAAACAUUUUUUGGUCUCCCUGUGCUGCUUAUUACAUCAAUCUUAUCUUGAAAGACAUAGCAAGUCUUCCUCACAUAGCUGACCUUGCCUCUCAUGCUUCAAAAGUGACUGUGUUUGUUUACAAUCAUAUUAUUUUCUUAUCAUGGCUUAGAAAAAGAAAAGAGUGGAAAGAAAUUGUUCGACCAGGAGUAACACGUUUUGCUACUGUUUUCAUUACUUUGAAAAGUAUAUAUGUUCAUAAAGAAGACUUGCAAUCGUUGGUGGUGGACAAAUAUUUCACUUCUCAUAAAUUAUCCAAGAGUGUCAAUGGGAAGAUAGUUAGUUCAAUUAUCUUGGAUAGUAAGUUUUGGGAGGAUUGUUUUACUACUGUUAUGCUUGUUGGUCCUCUUAUUAAGUUAUUGAGGCUUGUUGAUGCUGAUGAGAAACCUUCUCUAGGUAUCGUGUAUGAGGGCAUGCAAAGAGCCAAAAUUGCUAUCAAGACAAUGUUUAGAAAUAGGAAAUCUUCAUACACACCUUAUACAAGUAUCUUGAAAAUGCGGUGGGAUAGGCAUUUGAAGCGUGACCUAUAUGCAGCAGCAUACUUUUUGAAUCCACAUUUCUUCUAUAGUGAGGGGUUUGUUGAGAAGGCAAAUAUCUUGAGGUCUUUGCUUGAUUUAUUUGAUAUUGAAACUCUUUGCGAUGACUCAGUUGCCGCAAUGCAAGAGAUACAGUUGUAUCGAGAUCGAAAAGGAAGUUUUGGAAGGGAAAGUGCAUUGAAAGCAAUUAAGAGACUUGAACCUGGUGAAUGGUGGAGGCUACACGGUGGGAGUGCUCCUAACUUGCAAAAAAAUGGCAAUUCGUCUUCUUCAUCAAACAUCUUCAUCAUCCGACCAAUGAAUCGCAAGAAGAAGAAUUAUGAUCCAAUUGACAUUCAAAGCAUUGACACAGUAGAUUUUUGGGUAAUGCCGGAUGAAGAUGAUCCUGAAUUUACUAAUGGAGACAUCGAAGGCAUUGAAAAUUUAAUUUAUACGGAUAAUGCUAUGCCUUCAUAUCCUAAAGAUAGAGGAGACGUGGAACUUGAUGUGGAUUUGCCUAAUGUUGCUGAUUCUUCAAAUACAGCUUCUUUUGGUGGUACUUCUGAUGAUGGUGGCUUUGGAUUACCUGUUUAUGAUGGAGAUAUUGGAACACUUAAUGAUAAUUAUGAUUUUUGUUAUAAACUUUGA